CACUUUAGAACUGAUUUUACAUAAAUAUUUUCUUAAAAAUCUUAUACAAUUUACCGUUUAUAUAAAAACCUGUGUAUUGAAUAUAUUUUUAGUAGAACUUACGAGAUAUGCAAAAUUAUUUUUGUUUUGUCCGCCCAAAAUCAGUGUUGUGAUCGCGGAGAGCAUUCAUUAUUAAGACACGCUGGCCCCAUCUCAUACGUGGAACCAUCAAAAGCUAAAGAAUGCAAAUAAAGCGGUCUAGGCUCCGAAUAUGAUGUCCCAUUCUGUGUUCAGAUCCCGUGGGGACGUAGCGCUAUAAGGCUUUUAGUAUGGCGCCGAUUAAGUUCGGUCUUUUCAAAGCCAGGAGUAGAGAGCAGCAGGAGCAACCGUCUACUGAAAAUCUUCUACAGUCAACCCAUAGUAUCAAUCAAGCUGGAACCCCUGAUUCACCAAUACCAUCGACCAGCAAGGGUCUAGUGGAGGAUUUGUCACCUCUGGACUUUGCUGUGUUGAACCUGGAUGAUGAUGAUGAUAUCAUAUCAGAACGAAGUAUAUCAAGGCGGAGCAGUCUUAGCAAAAUUGAAGAACCCGGUAUGAACUACCGUCAUUUCCACAACCCCUCCCUAACAUCAACAUCUACCCUCGACGAAAUCCACAUAUACGACGAACCAGCUACACACAUAGACGCCUCCACAUCCAACGACGCACACUCUUCACAAUUAGACAUAAACUCCUCACAGUUUGACAUUAACUCCUCACAAUUUGACAUUGACUCCUCACAAUAUGACAUAAACUACGACGCGUCAGAAUUCGACGCGUCAUCGAUCGCACCUAGCGAGGAUUUGUCCGUCUACUGUGCGAUGAUGAAGAAGCCGAAGAAAAGUAGGUCUAAGGAACAGCAGUUGAGGGACAUUGAUAUGUGGCAAGCGAGUAAUAUCGAUGUUAUGCAGAAUCUCCUAAACCGCAGCGGAACACUAGACGAACAAAUAAAAUGGGAGGCAAUUGCCACCGCGCGUGGUUUGUGUACGCUAACAGACAGUUGUACAUGCGACGACUGCACUGGGGCAAAAUACCUGGCUGGGAUCACCGAGGGGGACGGGGGGUUGGGUACGGCACCGCUUUUCAACGCCAUCAACGUGGGAUGUCAAAUACAAUAAGUUUACGACCUUCACUGACCAUAGACUUAUAUUUCUGUAUUUUAUUUCUCAGUACCCACUGCACUGGUCUUCUUCCACUAGCGGUAUGAACCAAACGGAACUAGAUUUGGCGUCAUGGGGUCAAAGGUCAUUUUUUAAGACGGUAUCAUAUAUGAAUAUUUUAGCUGGUAGCAUUCCGAUGGACGCACAGGCUGUCCUCCAUAUUGUGGGGAGGGGAGACAACUCUUAAGGACCCAUGGCCUCCUUGGACCUACAAUGCUCACUUAAGAUCCUUCUAGAUCGUACCAAUUCUAAAUAGGCCGGCGCUCGUGAACCCUCUGGUAUUGACAGUGGUAUCACUUGUUCUAUAUUUAGAAAAUGUCGGCGCCUCCUGGUGUGGUUUCUUAACAGGCAAGUAGAUUCUUAUAGACCGGCAUAAAUUUUUGGUUGGUGGGCUCAGUUUCCGCACUUAGACUAGCACUAGGUCCGUUGUGCGUAAAGUGCUGGCUGACUAAGCCAGAAGUCUCCUGGGCAACGUAGGCUUCACGGAGCGACCUCACUGCUCCGAGGAUUUCUGUCCGUUGGUUAGCCACAGCUUCGCAUUCACGCCUAGGACAAAAAGAUGUUUAUUAUGGCGACAAUUACGGGCCAUGUCCCGUUCCUGACGAUGUUUUCUUUUACAAUACGGCAUAUAUCAGUAUUAUUGACUGAUUCCUAUAGUUAUCUAUCGAUUCGAGUUAUAUCUUCUUCUGGUGUCACUUUAUUGCUAAAGGUUGGCUAUUAACAUCUUGAAUUGCCAGGUAUUUUGCGCUAGUAUAAAAAGCUGCUGUUGCCGGUCUACUCCAGUACAUUCCAUAACCAUGACCUGUUUGACCAGCCUGUCACUUGCCUAGAAUUUUGCCCAUCAUAAGCAGCGAAUCGUAUGGUGACGCAAAACAUGUUACAGGUGUCAUUUUCCGUAUUUUAACAGUCUGCAUAAACUUUCGUGUCUUUAUGAUUCGUUGGACUCUUUCAUUUGUCAUAAUGAUCUAAUCACCACAAUUUAGUAAUUUAGCGCUGCUGGGUCCAGAGAGGAUUUCAUCUCAGACUCCACCAGUUAAUGAAAUAGAUGAAAAAUUCCAGGUCUUCUUGUACGCUCUUGAUUUGGCAAAUUACAGUAUACGUAUUUUCUGAGCUUUUGUGGCUUCAGCGAGCGAGUAUCAUACUUGAGGUUCUAUCGAGCUCCGACUGUGCAUCAAUGGACUUUCUAUAUACGCAUUUAACAUUCUCUCAAUCGGUGAAGGAACAUAUCAUCAGGAAA
Pieris brassicae (large cabbage white) is the source of this 2415-nucleotide messenger RNA. RefSeq lists its product as uncharacterized. The transcript is spliced from 7 exons. The record is from RefSeq and is a predicted model, not a curated record. Lineage: Eukaryota; Metazoa; Arthropoda; Insecta; Lepidoptera; Pieridae. The coding region runs from base 309 to 1136 and encodes 275 amino acids.